AUGCCGACUCCCAAAUACAACAUCGCCUCUAUUCCCGCCGACGGCAUCGGCAUCGAAGUUGUCGCGGCCACCAUCAAAGUAAUUGAACAUCUGGCGCAAACGCUCAAGACGUUUGAAAUCGAGUUCACGCAUUUUCCAUGGGGCUCGGAUUAUUACAAAAAGGAGGGCAGGUACCUGCCAGACGAUGUUUUGGAUGUUUUGCGGAAAUAUGAUGCUUGUCUGUUUGGCGCUGUCGGUGCGCCUGACAUCCCCGAUCACAUCUCGCUAUGGGGCCUCCUCCUCGCCCUCCGAGGCCCCAUGCAGCUAUACGCCAACGUGCGCCCCGUCCGGCCAUUUCCCGGCACUCGCGUACGCUUCGCCGAGUCCAAACCGUCAGACAUCGACUGGGUUCUGGUGCGCGAGAACUCUGAAGGCGAGUACGCUGGCCAGGGAGGACGCAGCCACCUGAACCAACCCUGGGAAACAGCCACCGAGGUCGCCAUCUUCACGCGCAUCGGCAUCGAGCGCAUCAUGCGCUUCGCCUUUGAGACGGCGCGCUCGCGGCCACGCAAGUUACUCACGGUUGUGACCAAGAGCAACUCGAUGCGCAACGGCAUGGUGCUCUGGGACGAGAUCGCGCGCGAAGUCGCUGCGGACUAUCCAGACGUGCAGUGGGACAAGAUGCUGGUUGACGCGAUGACGGUGCGCAUGGUGGUCAAGCCCGAAUCUCUCGAUACUAUCGUGGGCACGAACCUGCACAUGGAUAUUCUGUCAGACCUGGCUGCGGCGCUGGCCGGCUCGAUUGGUGUGGCACCCUCGAGUAAUCUGGACCCAACGCGCAAGAAUCCGUCCAUCUUUGAGCCGGUGCAUGGGAGUGCUUUUGAUAUCACGGGCAAGGGUAUUGCGAACCCCGUGGCGACGAUCUGGUCGGCUGCAGAGAUGCUGCGCUGGGUUGGAGAGGCGUCUGCGGCUGAUACCCUCAUGACAGCUCUUGAAGAAGUCUGUAGAAAGGGCGUGUUGACUCCUGAUCUAGGUGGCACAGCCACGACUGAGUCGGUGGCUACGGCGGUCUGCAAAGAGAUUGAAGUUAUUGCUGCGACGAAAUAA
Messenger RNA from Talaromyces rugulosus, 1086 nucleotides. RefSeq lists its product as uncharacterized. Lineage: Eukaryota; Fungi; Ascomycota; Eurotiomycetes; Eurotiales; Trichocomaceae. Gene Ontology annotation, molecular function: oxidoreductase activity, acting on the CH-OH group of donors, NAD or NADP as acceptor; NAD binding. The coding region runs from base 1 to 1086 and encodes 361 amino acids. The transcript is spliced from 2 exons. The record is from RefSeq and is a predicted model, not a curated record.